GAUGUUAUGUGUCCUACUUAUAUCAGUACACUCGUGACAACCUAACCAUUACGAAACGUAUAUUCUAUCAAAUAAGCGACGCGGAGUGAAUAAACUAUUAUAUUUGUGUUGACCAAAUUCGAAACUCUCGUUAACCUCCAUACUAAAACUCUAGGAUUUGUGAGCGGGUAAAAACGCCACCUCCUGGAGAAAAAUAUUUAGGGAGAAAUGAACCUUAUCCCUCUCGCUUCGCCUCUUUCUCUCUGACUGUUCAGUGUUUUGUGCGCCACGGCACAGCAAACUUGACGGACGUAGGCUUCAUUAGGACUGUGGGACCGAUAUCAUAGCCUACCUUAUUGUUGGACUCGUGGGAUAUUCAUAACACUUUGGAGAUGAAGUAGUCAGAUUCAAAAACGAUUUUAGCGAUAUCGUAUUCUGUAAAAGGAAGGUAUCCUUUGUCCUUUAAAAGCGGUUUAGACUAAUCCUGCUCUGUUCAGAACUCAAUUUUGAAAUUCAACUUUCUCAUAUUCAAUUUCCCAGUCUGGACUACCAGAAAUCAAGGUUUGAUUUGUGGAUUGUCUGGACCAGAACUCACCGUAGAUGUUUGAAGGACCACAAUGGCUGGGUACUCUAGAGACCUGGUUCAAUCCUUGCUUUGACAACACAGUUUACAAUUAAAUGUGAGAAAGACACAAACAUCACAUAACUCAGCACCAAUCAGGUGUUUCUGGUCUUGUGGCGUAUUAAAUCAGACUUCAUCAGACAUCACCAUGCCUAUUCUCAAGCAGCUAACCUCGAACCAGUCCAAGCGUCGCUCCCGGGCUGACCUGACUGCGGAGAUGAUCAGCGCCCCUCUGGGGGACUUCAGACACACCAUGCAUGUGGGUCGUGGUGGGGACGCCUUCGGGGACACCUCUUUCCUAAGUACCCGGUCUGGGGAGCCCCCUAAAGAACAAGUUCCAGAGGUCCAGCAGAGCUCCCCUGGACCCAAACCAGGCCUGUUGUCCCGAACCUUCAGGAGCAGCAAGCGCUCCCAGUCGGUGAACCGCGGUGACAUGUACAAGAACAACUCGUUGGCGCCCCCCGGUGGCUCGCCAAACUUUGUGAAGAACGCCAUCUCCCUGCCCUACCUCAAUGAUGAGGACGUGGUCAGGAUGGGCAGUGGUCAGCAGAUGCCCAAGAGUGUCUCCUCCAGCCCUCUGAAGAAGCUGCCCGAGGUCGAUGGAAUCAGCAAACCAGUCAACGGUGCAUCGGCCAUGGCGAUGCUGGAUCUGGAGUUUGACGAGCGUAACUUUGGAGAACUGACUGACCUGCCCCCAUCACAUCCUCGGGGUGGCGGGAUGAAGCACGCAGAGUCCAUCAUGUCAUUCCACAUUGACCUGGGACCCUCCAUGCUGGGGGACAUCCUCAGCGUCAUGGAAAAGAAGGGCUGGGAGGAAGACGACCUGGGGUACGAGGAGGGGAAGGGCAGCGAGGGCCGCGGGUCACCCCCUUUUAGCCCUCCCACCACGGAGGAUGAGAUCGAGGACCAGGUGGAUCUACAGCCUCCAGGCAGGCCCCCACGCACCUAUCCUCAGCAGAAGGUCAUGGCCGACCCCCUCUACACCCCUCGCAGGAACUACCACCCCCACAGCCACCUGGACAGCUGCUCCGUGUCCUCCUCCGGCUCUGCCGCUCUUGAGGAGAAACCACUCCACCACCUGCAGGAGGGGGACAUGGACAGCGCCAAGUACAGCUCUCGGGGGGCUGGAGAGGAGGACGAUAAAGACUUCUCCUUCAUGGACGAGGAUGAUGAUGAGAUCAGGGUGUAAAACAGAACAGGGCUGUAAUGUCACCACCACAGAAUGUGGUUAAUAACGACACCAGAACGUGGUUUGUGAGGUCACCGAAGGAGACAAUUAUUUUUCAUGAGUUUUGAAGCUAUAAUAAGUCUGGGAGGGGUUGGGAGCACGAUAAAGACCGCACAAAUCCCUACAUAUGGAUCUAUCCUGAGAACUUCUAUACGGGGACAACCCUGUUCUGCUACACCUCCUGGAUCAGGAAUACCCAUACACCAUCUGUUAUUUAACCUUAUUUACUCCUGUGUGUGUGUGUGUGUGUGUGUGUGUGUGUGUGUGUGUGUGUGUGUGUGUGUGUGUGUGUGUGUGUGUGUGUGUGUGUGUGUGUGUGUGUGUGUGUGUGAUAGUUAAUGGAAACGAAAAUGCCUGUCCCAUGAGUCCAUUUCUCCAGCCCAUUACAGAAUUCCGUGUCGACCACUAACUCUCUCUCUCACUCACACACACUGCAACUCUGAGACACCAGUUAUUGGUUUGAGGGAUUAUUUUUGUUGAACUAUGAUCUGUCAUUAUGAUGAUCUAAUCCCACAGUUCCAAUAUGUCAUUAAAGUGUGUUUCUCCUUAUAAGGGGAUCAACCACUCAUAUCCACUCAUAUUCAACAUGAACCAUAACCCACCCACGCCACCAUUGUCUUUCCAUUCAGAGGAUUUCCCUUCAUGGUUACCAUAGCUACAGUCCUGGCUGCAGUACUAGCAUAUUCCUUAUAGCCCAUUAUUAGGUAAGGGAAAACCAACCAGCGGUCAUGACACUGAUUGUCACAUUCUUUGAAAGUGGACAUAUGGAGAUUGACAGAGGUCACAGAGGUCGAAGCAUGAACUGUUGAUCACCCAGAUGGAGGUGUAAUGCGGGAGGUGUAGAGUCAUGUGAGGUCACGGACUGAACUGUUUAUUUCCCACACUGCUUUGGAGAAAGGAAGUGAAAUGUAUCCCAGCAUUCUUUGGGGCAUUGAAUGGAUUGUAUGUGUGUGUUGAGUGAGGUGAGAUGCAGUUAAAAUAUUAGUUUUGUUAAUUUUCAAAGGGUAAAUAAAGGUGGCUUCUCCUAUGUUUACUACAUACAGAAUUGAUAAGUUGGUCUUCAGGUUCUUAAACAAUGGCACAACUUGGUUGUUCAUUAUUCCAACCAUUAGUCCGCUUUAUUGUCCUGUUCACUAGACAUACUCUAUACAGCCCAACACACUCUGAAGUCCUACAUGAUCAGUUAGCUUGUUUCAUUUGUUAUCUAAUAACUACUUCUAAUAAGGGGUAGAUCAUAUUGUGCACUGUUUUAAGUCAUGUUGAUUGGAGGAAUUUAGUUAAAGGUUGGAGUUUGGUGAUCUUUAGUUGUUCUAAAGCCUAAUGUACUAGCCUACUCAGUGAUCCAGCUUAAGCCUUAUCUUCGGAGUUGAUUAGGCUAGGUUUAGGUUUGGCCGUGAGUCCAUGGCACUUUAGCUUAGAUCAAUGGACUCAGUCAUAUAUCCCCUGCAAACACUGCCAAUGUGUAGCAAAAUAGCUCACUCCCUAAAACACUAUUGUACAUAAAAAAUCUUUGUUAUGUUUCCAUGUAAAUGUUUUAAAUUAACUUGACUUAUUAUUAAAUACAAAAAAAUGAACAUUUUGAAAAUAAAUGGCCUUUUUGUAGAAGCUUUCAUGACCAGUAGUGCUUUUAUUGUACAAAUGUUUAGAAACAGAUGAAAACAAAUACAUAACUCACAGGAGCAGAGAUGGUGGUUGUGGACAAGAGUAGUGACCGUACAGUAGACUGUCAUAUCUAUGUGGUCAUCUCUUCCCCCAUACACACCCCAGGCUUGUAAGAUCAGGAGAAAGAGAGGAGUUUGAAGGGAGGAGGGUAUCAGUAAUAGGAGAACACUAUUAUUACCCUCCUGUCUCCAUUGUGCCACGCAGACCUGGCUACUGUAGGAACAGAUUGAAUCAGCACACCCUCUGGCUUCCCUCUCAUUCAUAAACAUACUGUAGGAGCAGAUUGAAUCAGCACACCCUCUGGCUUCCCUCUCAUUCAUAAACAUACUGUAGGAGCAGAUUGAAUCAGCACACCCUCUGGCUUCCCUCUCAUUCAUAAACAUACUGUAGGAGCAGAUUGAAUCAGCACACCCUCUGGCUUCCCUCUCAUUCAUAAACAUACUGUAGGAGCAGAUUGAAUCAGCACACCCUCUGGCUUCCCUCUCAUUCAUAAACAUACUGUAGGAGCAGAUUGAAUCAGCACACCCUCUAGCUUCCCUCUCAUUCAUAAACAUACUGUAGGAGCAGAUUGAAUCAGCACACCCUCUGGCUUCCCUCCACCCUCUCAUUCAUGAACUUAGUUGGCUGAUCGGUCAGUAACCAAACCAACCACUCAUCCAUUCAUGAGUCAUAUGUUUGGGAAAGGAAAUGGCAGGCGCGCCUGUUCCCUUUCCCUUUAGAUUCCUCCUACAGCAUUUGCAUCCCAAAUCGCACCCUAUUCCCUAUAUAGCGCACUACUUUUGACCAGGGCCCAUAAGGCUCUGGACAAAAGUAGUGCACUAUAUUGGGAAUAGGGUGCCAUUUAGGAUGAAUACAGUGUGACUAUAGGUCCCCCCCUCCCUCUCAUUAAUUUGGUCAGAUAAAAAUCUAAUCUGUUAAAGUAAAGCAGGAAGUCCCUGCUCACGCCUUCCUGGAUCCCUGAGUAUUGUCGCGUUCAAAACAACUGGGAAUCUCUGAACUAGGUCUGACUGGGAAAAUCAUUUUGAACAGUCAUCCAAGUCGGAAACUCGGGCAUCUUUCUAAAACUGACUUUAUGUUCCGACCGGAAGAUCACUGACGUCACGAUUUGACCUAGUUUUUUCCUCAGAGUUCCCAGUUGUCUUGAAAGUACCUAAUCUAUUGACUUUAUGCUUGAGUGCCAUAUGUGACACUGGGGAUCACUGUUUUUGUUCCCUGUUAUGGUGUUGGUUGGUUGUUUGGAGGGGGGAACAAAUUAUCCAAUGGUAUUAGGUCAGGGGAGGAGCCUAAUGCCAGGCAGGAUGUGACAUCACUCAGCCAUAUGUUCAUGCUAUGUUUGUUAGAGUUCCAUGUGUACAUGUCUGUAUUAAAGAGAGAUUGGUUCAGAGAUUAAAAUGACCAGGUGGAAAUGUGCCAAGUAUGUAUGUAAUCAUCCUCUGACAUGUCAUAUUGAGUCUUGAUGUCUGAAGGAAACAUUUACGGGCUACAGCAGUACAGUGAACUUAAAUCUCAGGCCUCUCACACUGUUAAUUUGUAAAUGGGCCAAAUUUGGGAUUUCUUUGUUAUGUUUUUAUUGUUUUAAACUCAGUUGCUUGUUCCAUUGUUGUAGAAUCUGUCUAUGGAGAGUGGGUUAAACUGCUGCAAUCCCUUAGCUGUUCUUCACCAAUGCCGGGACACUUUAUAAAGAACCUUUUAAUUUUCUAUCAAAACACUCAUACCUGUCCACCUCCAUUUUAUUUGCUACUGAAGUGAAGUAGAUAAAUACUAAUUGUGCCAUCCAUGAAAAACAGUGACUAUUACUAUGUUUGUUAUAGGCAUUAUGGCAUAGUGAUGCUAAUGAAGAGACAUCAGAAAGUAAAGUGGGUUUUAAUCACAAGAAGAUUUCAGUGCCCUGGCCUACUGCCUGUAGGGGGGGGGGAUUCAUACAAGGGGAAGGGAUUGUGAAAAAGAACUGGCUUAAAGGUUCAGCUGGAGAGUGUUUCAUUUUUCUCUACUCAAGGCUAGUUUUUAUGCCAGGUAUGUGCUACUUUUCUUUUUCUUUCUCAAUCUACUGUGUAUACAUAUAUACUGAACAAAAAUAUAAAUGCAACAUGCAACAAUUUCAAAGAUUUCACUGAGUUAUAGUUCAUGAGGAAAUCAGUCAGUUGAAAUAUAUUCAUUAGGCCCUAAUCUAUGGAUUUCAUGACUGCGAAGGUCAAAGACACCUUAAGAAAAAAUUGGGCCUCAAUAUGGGCCGUCACUGUCACGAUCGUCAACGGGACUGAGAGAGGACCAAGGCGCAGCGUGUUGAAAAUACAUCUUCUCUUUUAUUUUAAGAAGAAAAUUGAACCAAAACAACAAACAGACGACCGUGAAGCUAUAAAUCUAGAUAGUGCUGACACAACCACUACACAUAGACACAGACACAAUCACCCACAAACAAACAGUGAGAAACAACCUCCCUAUGUAUGUCUCUCAAUCAGAGGAGAACGAAAACACCUGUCUCUGAUUGAGAGCCAUACAAGGUCAAUUAACCCUUUAACCCAACAUAGAAACACAACACAUAGAAAUGCCCACCCAGCUCACGCCCUGACCAAUAAACACAUACAAAACAAGAGAAAACAGGUCAGGAAUGUGACAGUCACGGUAUCUCUGUACAUAAAAAUUUCCAUCGAUUUAAAAUGAAACUGUAUCUUAUCCCUGCCCAUACCAUAGCCCCACCACCACCAUGGGGAACUCUGUUCACAACGUUGACAUCAGCAAACCGUUCGCCUACACAACGCCAUACACGUGGUAUGCGGUUGUGAGGCCGGUUGGACAUACUGCCCAAUUCUCUAAAACAACUUUGGAGAUGGCUUAUUUCAGACAAAUUAACAUUCAAUUAUCUGGCAACAGCUCUGGUGGACAUUCCUGCAGUCAGCAUGCUAAUUGCAUGCUUCCUCAAAAUUUGAGACAUCUGUGGCAUUGUGUUGUGUGCACAUUUCAAUGGGCUUUUAUUUUCCCCAGCACAAGGUGCAUCUGUGUAAUGAUCAUGCUGUUUAAUCAGCUUCUCAAUAUGCCACCCCUGUCAGGUGAAUGGAUUAUCUUGUCGAAGGAGAAAUGCUCACUAACAGGGAUGUUAACAAAUUUGUGCACAAAAUUGAGAGAAAUUUUGUGCAUAUGGAACAUUUCUGGGAUCUUUUGUUUCAGCUCAUGAAAUAUGGGACCAACACUUUACAUUUUGUGUUUAUGUUUUUGUUCAGUGUAUUUACCUCCCUCACACGUCCUCCUCUUUGAAAUAACAGCAAUAUUUUUCAAUAAAAAGAAAGUUGGUAAUCUUUA
Messenger RNA from Salvelinus fontinalis (brook trout), 6788 nucleotides. RefSeq names its product cdc42 effector protein 4-like. The transcript has 2 exons. The record is from RefSeq and is a predicted model, not a curated record. Bases 750 to 1790 code for a protein of 346 amino acids. NCBI's taxonomy places the organism in Eukaryota, Metazoa, Chordata, Actinopteri, Salmoniformes, Salmonidae.